UGCAAAGUCAGCUGAGGUCUGUCCUUGCUGAGCCCCUCCCUAGCAUGAGGAGCCUCCAGCUAUCCCAGAAUGCCCCACCCUUACUUGCAGAGAAUUUUGAGAUUUGAGAUUUGCCCCAUCUGGAGUGGCAUUCCAGCCCCGGGGGGGGGCGAGGGGGAGCAGAUCUAGAGGUCCCUGUUCCAGAUUUGGAGAAAGGGGGCUGCUUUUGCCUCUUCCGCUUCCUGCCCACCCCAGCGCAGCCCCCGCGACGCCUCCUGGUCUUUGCCCAGCCGUCCUGCGGAGCAUCGUCCCGGGCUUCUCCCUAGCGACGGUUGCCGCGGCGACCGCGUCCAUAGCAACGCGCCCUGCCUCCGCAGCGUCUUCGCCGGGGAGCUGCUCCGCCCCGGGGCUGUCCGGCUAAAGGAGGAGGGCGCCGGACCCGGAGGCGGCGGUGGGUCUGUGCCAAGCUCUCCCCAAGUAUUGAAGGCGUGAAGAUCUGGCGAUGUCAAAGCGAAGUUGGAGCCAGGCGGAAGAGGAGCGAAUUAACCAACUUUCGGUUUCGAGGUGCCUUGAGUGGGUCUGAGAAAGGUCGCAAUGGAUGCUGAUGAAGCUGUCAGCGAAAACCUAAAAAUGCAGUUUAAGGCUCUCCAGGAGCAGCAGCAGAAAAGGAUGCAAAAUCUGAUGGAGAAGAAAAAGGAGAGUCAACACAGCCUAAAACAGAACAACAAGGAGAAUCAAGACAAGGCCCUCGGAAUCCCAGAUGCCCUCAACUUAUCAUUCUUGCCAGCCGAGACAUCCAAUUUAGACAUUGGGACGAAAUUGCUGGAAACUGAAAAUGAGCAGCUGCAGCACCAACUCCGGGAGCUGGUGGAUGAGAACGGCCGGCUGUUCAAGCUUUUAAAGGAAAGAGAUUUGGAAAUAAAGCAGCUUCAUAAGAAGAUAGAAGAGGAACGGCAAGCUCUACUGGGGACCACUGGUUUAUCAGGGGAUGUUGCAGCGUCUAAAAUUGUGGAACUGGCUAAACAAAACCGGCACAUGACAGCUGAAAUGGAAAGGGAGAAAACCAGAACGAAACAGCUGAACAACCGGAUCAAACAGCUGGAAAAAGAUCUACAGAUAUCCAGUGUUAAGUUGCAAACUCAUGGUGACAGCCCAGCUUUCCGUAAAAAGGCAGACACCACUAUGAGCCCAGAAGUGAAAGCUUUGCAUGAAAAAUUGUCUGCCGUGAAUCUCAAAGCAUCUGAAUAUCGCAACCAGCUUCAGUCCACAAAACAGGAACUUAAGAUGACACAAAAGCUUCUAACCAACGAAGUGGGCGUAGACGUCAAUAUCCAAAAUCUUUUGUCCAACCCUGGCAGCUGGCGAGGACGGGCUCAGCAAAUCCUUGUCCUGCAAGGCAGAGUACGGGAGUUAGAAACCCAGCUGAAUUGUCACAAAAGCAAGUUAUCGGAGAACGAUGCUAACGAAGACCCGUUAAGCCUCACUGACUCCAGGAAGUCCUCAGCCCAAGUCAAGAACCAUUUGCGGAUUCGAACCUUGGAAAGGGAGAAGAAAGAAGCUUUGGAAAAGCUCAUGAAUCAGUACCAAGUCCUUCAGAAUGACCACGAGGAUGUGAAGAAGAAGCUGGAGGGGUCCAAAGCCAGGAACAAGGUCUUGUCCAACGAGGUGAAGACUCUGAAGGAUCAAAUUUCCACCCUGAUGGAGAAGGGGAAGCACGACAACGAACUUGUGGAUGCUCUCGUGAGCCAGCAGAAAGAAAUGCAAGGCAUCUUAAAAAAUCUGAGCCAGCAAGAAGACAGGAACGUGGAGGGUGAAAAGGCUGUGGGGAAGAAGCUGAAUGCUGAGAUCCAGAAGCAAAACUGCCUCAUUGAGCAGCUCAAGGAGAUGGUGGCCGAGCGAGAAGCUCAGGUGAAGGAGCUCGAAGAGAUGGUCAGGCAGCUGAGGUUGCAGCAGCAGCACCUUCCCUCCCAAGAGGAGAGUGGAUUAGAUUCAGGUUCCACGUUGUCUGCAGAGUCUUUAGAAGAGGAAAAUCAGAAUUUAGCCACCAAGAAGGAAGACUAUAGCAGAACGGACAGCUCUGUAAGGACAGUGUCGAAGAUGGGACACACCCUGGUGGAUUCUGCAGCAACGUUAAUUCCAACAUCUCCUAGCAGUGCACUACAGCUGAACAACAUCGAUUUCAGAACCCUGCAGGCUCAGAUCACCGAAUACAAGACUCUGUGUCAAGCAGCAGAAGUGGAACGAGACCGUUUGAUAGAGCUGGUCAGCAUCCUACAGAAAAGGGUGGAUGAGAGCAUCACUAAAGUUUGGGAAGCAGAAAAGAAAUUUCAGGAACAACAACAUAAGUACGUCGCUCUUGAGCAGCAGUUUGCGAAGCUGAAGAUGGAAUCGGGGAAGACAGUCAUGGCCCCCAGGGCUCACCCCAAAACCAAAACAGCUCCGUCAUUCAGCAGCACCAAAAUGAGCUGGAACGCCGGGGAUAAAAAAGAUCUGCCAUCCGUUCAACUUUCCGAAGUGCCUCUGGAAUCUCAGUUAGAGGAACUGUCCACACAGCUAGCGAUCCAGAUGGACGAGAUCGAAGGCCUGAAGAACGCUUUGCAAGAAUCCAUCCGGACCAAAGAGGAGGACUUCCGUGUGUACCAGGACACCGUGGGACAGGUGAAGGAGAUCUUCCUGCACGCUCUGAAGCAGCACGCGCAGGAGAAGAACUGAGUCGGGUCUGGUGGUGGGAGGGGGUUAGUCCCACUGUCCAGAUGUGGUCCCUCCGAGGUGACUCUCAUUUAAAUACUUGCAGGAGGGUGCAGGAGACAUAGCAGACGUUGGUCCUGUAGAAGAUGCAGGUGGUCCCCAGCUAGAGGGACGCAAGGGCCAGCUCCUCUCAUCCAUAAUGAUGUAUUCGUAGUCAUAUUCACCGGAUCGGUAGUCCGGCCCUCAUUCCAAACGAAUCUAGAAUCCCUAAGCAGGAAGAAUUUGCUUGGGUAGAAACCAACUUUGGAUCAACUUUGACAUCCCUUGCCAAACAAGACCUGUUUUUAAACUUUUCCAAUGUAAAUACAGACCCCAUUGUUGUCACUCAGCAAGACCUGGACAAA
Crotalus tigris (Tiger rattlesnake) is the source of this 3071-nucleotide messenger RNA. It is a transcript of the gene CCDC13, whose product is annotated as coiled-coil domain containing 13. Gene Ontology annotation, biological process: non-motile cilium assembly; cytoplasmic microtubule organization. NCBI's taxonomy places the organism in Eukaryota, Metazoa, Chordata, Lepidosauria, Squamata, Viperidae. The transcript has 17 exons. The coding region runs from base 574 to 2691 and encodes 705 amino acids. Gene Ontology annotation, cellular component: centriolar satellite. The record is from RefSeq and is a predicted model, not a curated record.